UGUGCGCUAAUGAGGCUGCAGUGAUGGGCACUGAUAGGCUGCACUGCCACAUCAAUGCCACAUAUCAGUGCCUACCAGUGCACAUCAAUGCCACAUAUCAUUACCCAUCUGAGCUGCCUUUCAGUGUCACCCAUUAAUGCCAAUCAGUGCUGCCAAUCAGUGCCACCUAUCAGUGCCGGUCAGUGCCGCCUACCAGUGCCAGUCAGUGCCACCUAUCAGUACCAGUCAGUUCCAACUAUCAAUGCCAAUCAGUGCCAC
This is a messenger RNA of Staurois parvus, 258 nucleotides long. NCBI's taxonomy places the organism in Eukaryota, Metazoa, Chordata, Amphibia, Anura, Ranidae. The record is from the annotation of a GenBank genome assembly.